GUGUUGAAUGAUAAAGACGGCGAGCUAUCCACCCACGGUAUCGGUCCGGUAAAGCCGGCAACACCGCCUCGCUAUAACCGAUAUUGUGGCCGCAUGGAAUGGAGGAGAGUAAGCUCGGGUCAACUUCCCCUGAGCCCCUCCAGUGCUGACUACGUGCCGUUGUUUCUCCCACAGGCAAGUUAGACAGUUGAACGCCGCGUGUUGUAGGAGCAACAUUUAGCACGGACGCGCAGAGUACGCUUCUCGAUUAGUGUGCGAAUUUUUAAAAAGACAAAUUAUGUUUAUGUCAAGUGUUUAAUAUACUGUCUACAUUUAUGUUUGGGAUCAAAUGCUGGGAUACACUUCCUAUAGGGACUGGUCGCCAGCGGGCGCCACGGCCCAACAGCAACUGUCUGUCGUGACGACGGUGUGGGGAGUCACCACGUCCAGUCAAUCAGGCCCCCAUAGUGCUUACGCUAAUACUUCAGCACCUCCGGCAGGAUCGCAAGGAUAUGUAAACACCCUUAAGCAAUCUCAACAAAAUAGUUAUCAAGGCGGCUACAGACAAACGGGGCCCAGUGUCGGAAAUUAUGGAGCGGGCGGGGGAAUGAAUGGUUCUGAAGGAAGCUACGGAGGCGGCAACGCGCUGUCAACAGCUGCUAUGGUGGCAGCGGCGACGGCAACGGCUACCGCCACCGCUAGUGUGGUGGCUCUACAGGACAAUUCCCAAUUCGGCAAUCAGCAGUACGCCCAAAGCUAUCAGCAGCGAAUGAUUCCUAUGAACGGUAUGAAUGGGAUGAACCCUAUGAACAACAUGGCUAACAUAAGUAUGGGAAAUAUGCACAAUUCAAUGAUGGGAAGCAUGCCAGGAAAUAUGGGCCCAAAAAUGGGAGGACCCGCCAAUAGUUCCAUGUACCCCAGAAGAAUGACCCCCUAUCCGUCACCGGCGAUGCAUAUGUCCCAGAAAAGGGUUCCCCAAUCUUACCCCACGCCCGGUCCUAGUCCAAAUAUGAAUCCUAAUUUAAACCCUAAUUUAAAUCCUAACAUGAGUCCAAUGAAUCCUAAUAUGAAUCCUAAUUUUAGUCCAAACGGACAGUAUCCUACUUACGCCUCACGGCAGCCCACUUUCCAAACUCAGUAUCCUACGCAACAAAGUAUAGGUCCUUCCGGCAAUUUCGGAGCGGGAACUAUGACCCCUGUUAGAAAUACCAGUAGUCUAAGGCAGGCAACCCCUCCUUACACAACUCAGGGACAGUACUUUUCUAAUGGUUCGAUGGGUCAGUUUCAUAGCAAUAAUUCUGGCCAGUAUAUGAGCGGCGGCGCUGCAGCGCAAUAUGGCAAUACCGGUAGUCAAUUCCAACAAGAUAUGGGCAUGAGGAAUAAUAUGAGUUACCAACACAGUCCAAUUCCGGGCAAUCCGACGCCACCUUUAACCCCAGCGAGCAGCAUGCCACCGUACAUUAGUCCUAACCCCGAUGUAAAACCUAGUUUUAAUGAUCUAAAACCACCAAUACCAGUACAAAAUGACGAAUUAAGGCUGACUUUCCCAGUAAGGGAUGGCAUUAUUUUACCACCAUUUAGAUUAGAACACAAUUUGGCAGUAAGCAAUCAUGUCUUUCAACUGAAACCCACUGUACACCAAACACUUAUGUGGAGAUCAGAUUUAGAAUUACAACUUAAGUGCUUCCAUCACGAAGAUCGGCAGAUGAACACAAAUUGGCCGGCAUCUGUUCAGGUCUCGGUUAACGCCACUCCUCUUAUAAUUGAUAGAGGAGAAAACAAAACUUCCCACAAACCUCUCUAUCUUAAGGAAGUUUGUCAACCUGGUCGCAAUACAAUACAAAUUACAGUAUCUGCAUGUUGUUGCUCGCACCUCUUCGUGCUACAAUUAGUGCACAGGCCGAGCGUACGAUCGGUUCUUCAAGGCCUACUUAGGAAACGAUUACUAACAGCGGAUCAUUGUAUAGCGAAAAUUAAACGAAACUUUAGUAAUACGUCGGGUUCCGGAUCAAACUUAACAGAACGAGACAGAGAUGUAGUCGAACAAACUGCUUUAAAAGUUUGUCUCAAAUGUCCUAUUACUUUUAAACGAAUAACGUUACCUGCGAGAGGUCACGAGUGCAAACACAUACAGUGCUUCGACUUAGAAUCCUAUUUACAAUUGAACUGUGAAAGAGGCUCCUGGCGAUGUCCUGUGUGCAAUAAACCGGCACAAUUAGAAGGAUUGGAAGUGGAUCAGUAUAUGUGGGGAAUUCUUAAUACGUUAAGCAAUUCGGAGGUCGAUGAAGUUACUAUUGAUAGUUCAGCUAAUUGGAAAGCUGCUAAGAGUAUAACAUCGGGCAUUAAGAUGGAGGAAGAGAACGAGUCGUGCAGCUCUCGAAAACUAAACAAAGCAAUGUCGCCAGAAAGUAUGACGAUGCCCACGAUGAAUAAUUGGGAUAUUCCUCAGGCCAUGUCUCCCUAUAUACCUCCAGAUAUGAACAGUAUUGCGAGUGGGUCAAUGAUGAAUGGACCGUCGUAUAACAACUCGCGAACGAACCAGUAUGAAUAUGGUUCAUCGACAAAUCCUUCCAGUAACGAGUACACGGCAGGCACCGGUCCACUCUCACACCUGAGCGACUCUGUAAAUUCGCUUGAUCCACUGAAUGCAAUGGAGAAAAGUUUAAAUGAACAGGUAUACAAUAUGCCUCAUACACCUCACACACCUCAUACUCCACACACCCCACAUACACCAGGAGGAACUCCGGGCUCCGCGCACACUCCUGGUGGUGGAACGGGCCCGCCCAGCGUACCUCCUCCCUCCGAUAGUAGUCAUUUAAAUUCGAGUGGAAGCAAUGACAAGUGCGACAAUUCUGUUCCUGAAAUACCAUCCGAUCUUAACUUUGAUCCGGCCGCUGUUAUUGAUGGUGAGGGUACAGGCCAAGAAGCAUUAAAUUUACUCCCCGACAGUGUGGAUCCAAUGGAGCUCUUAUCGUAUUUGGAUCCACCCGAUUUAAACACACCGCCAUCGAGUGGGAGCAGUACAGGCCACGCGAAUACGACCACAAAUGAUGACAUUUUAGCACUGUUUGAGUAAGAUAAGUUCCUGUGCUUAACCCUCACACAUACCUAAAUAUGUGUGUAAUAAAGUGAGUGAACAAGUGUGAUAGAACUAUGAAAUGUGUUAAUUAUUGGAGUAAAGGUCUAAAUCAAAUUAUUUUUACUGUAUUAUUUGUAAAUACUUAAAAAAAACUAUGGCAUAAAAUAUUCCUUUCAUUGGUUAUUUAAACAGAGAACUUUAAAAGCAUUCUUAGUUUUUUAUUUUUUAAUUUGUCUUUUUCUUCCAAUAUAAAUAGAAAAGGUAGUAAAAUACUUAGUACAAUACAAAAUUGGAAGGAGGGAGUAUUAUGCAAUGUAUAUAUGUUGUAAUCGUAGUUAAAUAACGAAUGAAAUGAAUGCACACAUAACGGCCAGUUUAGUAUAGUAUUACUACUUAAAUAAUAAUAAGUAGGCUAGCUGUUGGAACCAAACGAUCUAGUGACAUAAUCCUAGUUGGCCGAUUAGCUGGCCUUUUGCAUCUUGAUGUGUAUUGGCUUCAAGUAUUAGUGCAUAAUUCAAUUCCGUGAACCUUGCAAGUACAGCACGUGUAUAGGUUUUGACAUUGUAAAAAUUUCGUAAGAUUUUCACAUUGUUAUGGAACCUUUUAAAUCACAUUCUCAUGCAUCAAUUCACUUCAAGAAAUACGAAUAUUUGCAAAUGUGAACUCUCCUGACUGUGAUAAAAAAUAUAUACUUAGUUCAUUAUUUCUCCAAUUUUUGUAACUCCUAAAAUUUAUCAUUUAUCGUACAUAUGAUGUUUUAGUUUGUUUAUAUGGAAUCAAAGUUUUUGAGUGUUUUGUGCAUGAUGUCGACGUUGAUUAUAAAAGUUUACAUAAACGAAACUGAAUGUUGUUAAGUUUGUUAUUGGGUAAAUUUUUUAUUUAAAUGUUUUUGUGUACAAGUUUGUAUCGUGUGGGUUUAAUUGUGUUCAAAUUCUGAAAAUGUUUCUUUAGAGCUAGUGUAAUUUUUUCAGACAUUGCAUUUGGUUUAGAUACAUGUACGAAAAGUAUCGUUGGAUCUUUUUAACUGUAAUCCUUAAACAUCAUGUGAUAUUAAAAUACAGUUUAAGUUGAAUUAAAAGUUGUCUUUUUUUAUAAACCUUUACACGUGUAGAAUUUCACUUGCAUACGAUUUAUAAUGACAAAACAGUCUGUGGUGUGUUAAUUUGUAAUGUAGGGUCCAAGUUCCUAAAAAGUAUUCUUUUUUAUUAUUGUUAAAGUAAGAAUGAUGAAGGUUCAUCGGAAUUGAACAUUUCUAUUGCCAAAAGUAAAUCUCAUUCUAAAUUUAAACUUAGACAAACAUGUAUGUAUGACAUGUAUGUUAGUAGCCAUAUGUAGCGAAUUUUUUUCAGUCGAAAAAUCAUUUAUUUAAAGUUUCCAGUUAGAAGUAUAUAAAAGAAAAAUGUUCCAAAUGUAUAAAAUUUUCGAUCAUUCAAACCUCGGUAUAAAAUUUUGCCAAUAAUUUUUUUUUAAUUUACUAUUUUUAUUAUGGGUACAAUUAGCAUUCGCAAUUUAAGUGGGAUUCAAUUUUACCUUAGACCAAUUGGUAACAUAUCAUUUUAAAGAGAAAUUUUACAAUUCAUUGGCAAUCGUCACAUUUAUGGCACCACAUAAUAUUGUUUGGACCAAGUAACAUAAAAUGUCCCUUUUCACAAUGAUUUUGCGUUCGUUGAUUCCAU
Photinus pyralis (common eastern firefly) is the source of this 4734-nucleotide messenger RNA. RefSeq names its product zinc finger MIZ domain-containing protein 1 (gene tna). The transcript has 9 exons. Gene Ontology annotation, molecular function: SUMO ligase activity; zinc ion binding. The record is from RefSeq and is a predicted model, not a curated record. Gene Ontology annotation, biological process: regulation of transcription by RNA polymerase II; protein sumoylation. NCBI's taxonomy places the organism in Eukaryota, Metazoa, Arthropoda, Insecta, Coleoptera, Lampyridae. The coding region runs from base 329 to 3055 and encodes 908 amino acids.